AUGCUCCAAAAGACCCUCGAAAUAGCUUGUGUCCAAAUUGCAAGUGGUCCCAACAAAGCCGAUAACAUUUCGCGAGCGAGAGAAAAAGUCAUGCAAGCAGCAGCCAGAGGCGUCUCUCUAGUAGUCCUUCCGGAAUGCUUCAACGCGCCGUAUUCCACAACAAAGUUUCGCGAGUAUGCCGAGCCCUUGUCGUCAAGCCCUGAUCCUGCAGAGGCACCUACCUUCGCCGCAUUGUCGCAAAUGGCUCAAGACGCCGGGGUCUUGCUGGUCGGAGGGAGUGUUCCAGAGUGCGACAAGCUCAGCAAGAUCUACAAUACCUGCGCGGUAUACUCUCCCCGGGGAGAAUUGCUUGCGUUUCAUCGCAAGAUGCAUCUUUUCGACAUUGACAUCCCCGGUGGGAUGUGUUUUCGUGAAUCCGAUACCCUGUCGCCAGGAAAUCAAAUCACAAUUGUGGACUUGGAUGGGUAUGGCAAAAUUGGUAUCGGAAUCUGCUACGACAUCCGGUUUGCCGAAUUGAGUACGAUCGCAGCUCGGAAAGGCGCCUUCGCACUGAUUUUCCCCUCGGCGUUCAACACAACCACUGGACCACUUCAUUGGGAGCUUCUCGGUCGCUCGCGGGCGCUCGACAACCAGGUCUAUAGUGUUCUGUGUUCGCAAUCGAGAGCCCCGCCCCCUUCGUACCCUGCCUGGGGAUAUAGCAUGGUCAGCGAUCCGAUGGGUCGAAUUGUCGCCGCCGCUGAGGAGGGCGAAGGUAUCAUAUAUGCAACAUUGGAUUCGAGUGCGAUCCAGGAGGCUCGGCAGGCGAUUCCUAUUAGCAUACAGAAGAGAUAUGACGUGUAUCCAGAUAUUGCGAAGCUCAUUUGA
Molecule: messenger RNA, 864 nt
Organism: Penicillium olsonii
Lineage: Eukaryota; Fungi; Ascomycota; Eurotiomycetes; Eurotiales; Aspergillaceae
Source: the annotation of a GenBank genome assembly